This is a messenger RNA of Funneliformis caledonium, 240 nucleotides long. Lineage: Eukaryota; Fungi; Glomeromycota; Glomeromycetes; Glomerales; Glomeraceae. The record is from the annotation of a GenBank genome assembly.
AUGAUUUCUACCACUUAUUCUUCUAACAAUUCUGUCACUUAUUCCUCUAACAGUUCUGUCACUUAUUUCUCUAACGGUUCUGUCACUUAUUCUUUUAAUGCUCAAGCUGAAGCUAAAAUGUUUAUUAAUACUAAUUUUUCAGCUCAGGAUGAGUCUAUCAACACUGAUUCUUCAAUUCAAGCUGAGAUUUUUAUCAACACUGAUUUUUAUAUAUUACCUCAAAUUAGAAUUAUCUAUUAA